CUGGAUGACACAGUGCAAGGACUACUGAAACGCUGUGAUGGAGAUUGCGGGCAGCCUCCGGAGGAGCCCAGGCUGGAUGCCACAGGGGCGGAGUCAGAGAGCGUGUCUGUCCUAGGGCAGGAAGGGCCGGAGAGGAGAGAGACAAUCCUGUCCCCCGUUACUCCUCCUACCUCCUGGAAACCUGGCGGCCUCGUGCUGAAUGAGCCGGCCCUCUCCUUCUUGGCUACCUUGGCCAGCAGCAGCAGUGAAGAGAUUGAGCUGCAGCUUCAGGAGCGCAUGGAGUUCUCCAAGGCGGCCGUCUCCCGGGUCGUGGAGGUCUCUGACAAGAUCCACCGGCGCACGGAAGAACUCUGCCAGAAGAUCCACGCCCGUG
This is a messenger RNA of Gekko japonicus, 373 nucleotides long. RefSeq names its product E3 ubiquitin-protein ligase BRE1B-like. Lineage: Eukaryota; Metazoa; Chordata; Lepidosauria; Squamata; Gekkonidae. The annotation marks the transcript as partial. The record is from RefSeq and is a predicted model, not a curated record. The transcript is spliced from 2 exons.